AUGCGUGGUCCCCGCAUGAUGUGCUUUCCAAACAUCCGCCGACUCUGUCUCCGGCGACACAGUGUCCGUUCCGUUCACAGCUCCAGUACCGUGACGGGGACCUUCUUUGGAUACCGAAAGGGACGAGCAAAGGUGGUCCGAUUGGUGCUCGCUCUACAAUGUGCCCGUGUGGUCCAUGUACUGCAACGACAGGAAGGUUGGUUUCGCCAUCAGGCGUCAGACGACGCUCAACGACGCCAGAGAGUCCUCAGGCUCAUGCAGUCUGUCUCUGUUGGGGCUGGUGUUUUGCCCGUUGCUCCAAAGUCGGAAGACGGUGAUGUCAUGUACCUGCGAGCCAGCUUCCAACGAGUCAUUGGAUUGGCCAACUCCGAGUCGUUUCACAUGAUUAACCCGGACGGAAGUUCUGGGCAGGAGCUUAGCAUAUUUCUCAGGUCUUGA
This is a messenger RNA of Ilex paraguariensis (yerba mate), 438 nucleotides long. The record is from the annotation of a GenBank genome assembly. Lineage: Eukaryota; Viridiplantae; Streptophyta; Magnoliopsida; Aquifoliales; Aquifoliaceae.